AUGAAGAUUUGCUGCCUGGGAACCCGGCCCUUCGUCAUCCUCUCUCCUGGGGGGGGCUCGCCGCGGCUUCUCCACGUCCUGUGCUGCUUGCUCUCCGUCUCUUCGCUCCUCCGGUCCUCCUCCGCCCUUGUCCAUUUCUGGGGCAGCUCCUUCUCCUUCACCUUCAUCGACGCCCCCGCCCGAUUCGGUAAAGCCCUCUACGUCGAUCCUUCGAUUCCUCUGUUUCUUCUCCCAUUUGGCUUCUGAUUCUCCUCGUCUUACUUCCUCCCGACCUUCUCUCUCUUCCCCACCCCCUCAGCCGCCCCCAUUGAUGGAUCUGGGAUCUGUGGAACGCUACACGUGGCGGACCCCGUCGACGCCUGCUCCCCCCUGGGGAAUGUCACCGCCAUGGAAGGGGAGGCGGGGCAUGUGAGGAUCUCGCUGAUCGUCAGGGGCGCGUGCAGCUUUGAGAAGAAAGUGAGGAACGCCCAGGAUGCCGGUUACAAGGCUUCCAUCGUCUACGACGACCGAGGGAAGAGCAACCUGAUUUCCAGCUGAGUAUCCUCAUCUCUCCGCCCUAUCCGUCCGCCCCAUUUCCAUGUUCUAAUCGCUGACUUUUCAUGUUGUUUUCCUCUCCAAUCAUCCGAUCCUGCCCUCAACAGGGCAGAAAUUCCUCUUUCCCCUCAUUUCCCAUCCAUCAUCCGCCUAGGGUUGGGCUGAUCUCGACAUAUUUGGCUGGAGAUUCUGAUAAAUCUCUCUAAAAAUGGGUUUUUCUCCGGACAAAAAAGUAGGAAACUAAACAUAUAUGUUCUUAAUUUCCUACCCAGAUUGCUGAAAUCUUCCUCUAUUGUGAACACGGAGUACAUCUGACUUCUUCGAUAGAUCUGCAUUUCAUCUAAGUUCUUAAAUGCAUUUCAUGGAAACCGACUUUCAUGUAAAGAAUUUCUUCAGAUGAGACUCCAAUUCACGAGAAACUCGCAUCAUAUUUUACGAUAGUAACCAUUGGGCUCCAGAUGCAUGACAUAAUGACCUGUGUUCUUCAAUAAAUAUUAAAUCUUGGCCCGCCAUGGCUGCAGUGGUCGGGGACCCAGAGGGCAUAUCGAUACAUGCCGUCUUCGUCUCGAGAAUGGCUGGAGAGAUGCUGAAGACGCUCGCUCACACACAGGGCGGGCAGUGCUGCAUAAGCCCACUAACAGAGGAGGCAGCGGGCACCGUGCUGGUCAUCUCCUUCGUCUCCCUCGUCGUCAUAGUAUCGGUUGUGGCGACCUUCAUCUUUGCCCGGAACUGCCGGCCUCAUCGGCACAGGGCGCACAGCCACCCCCCGAGUAUCAGCAGACAGGAGUUGGAGGCCCUCCCCCACUUCACCUUCAAGGCUGCUUCUCUGAAUAAGCUCAUGUCCGAAACCUGCGCCAUCUGCCUGGAGGACUACAGAGAUGGGGAAACCUUAAGGGUUCUCCCCUGCCUUCACGGUGCGCGGUCUUCUUUAUCAAAGUCAAACCAUUGAUCUUCCAUUACCUGUUUAAGUAAAUGGGGUGUGAUUUUUUAUUUUAUUUUUUUCUUGCAGAAUUUCAUUCAGUCUGCGUUGACUCAUGGCUGCUGAUGUGGGGAACGUUCUGCCCGGUGUGCAAGCAUGAAAUGAGCACAGAGAACUGCAAUGCUUGA
Spirodela intermedia is the source of this 1641-nucleotide messenger RNA. NCBI's taxonomy places the organism in Eukaryota, Viridiplantae, Streptophyta, Magnoliopsida, Alismatales, Araceae. The record is from the annotation of a GenBank genome assembly.